GAACGUAGCUAGCUGUUAUGACGUUUUUACACUUUGCCAAAUAUCAUUCAAAAUUAGAGCAAUUUCGGGUCGACUAACUUAUCACGGAGCACAUAUGCACCGUAGACUAUAAUGAGUGACGUUUUCUAUAUAAAUAAAGCCUUCCAGUUAAUUCGGCAUACAUAUGACAGAAAAAGAUGUGCAUAUAGUAGGGAUAAUGUGUACCGAAUAAAGCAGUGACUCAUUCAAUAUCAAACAGCAGUGGGUGAGCUGUGGGUAACACGAUGUAGUGUUACCGCAGUAAUAUGACAGAAAGUUAAACGGUUGAUUUAGACAUUUCCAGUCAACUACGCAGUAUGAAUGAAGUUCUUCUAAUAUUGAGUGUAAUUUUAUCGGGGCUGGCUAGUUAGCAACGCUGUUCUGUUAAAUGCCAAACUGACAUGCUGUUCACCACAUGUUUAAAAAACUGCCUAAGCAUCAGUAGCAGCAUUAGCUCCGUGCUAACUGGUCCAGUCAGGAUGGAGCUGUCCCCCCCCCCAUCAGGUCUAGAAACAGAAUAUAAGACUCUUUUCACCACAGAGUGCCUCCUCUUGCUCCACGAGCUGAUCUCCACCUUUGAUGAGGAGGUGGAUCAGGUCCUGCGGUUACGAGUGUCCAGAAAGGCCCAUUUGGACCUUUCAGGUGACCUGCCAAACUUUCUGGAAAGUACCGCACAUAUCAGGAGAGACCCAGCCUGGAGGGUGCUCCCCGUCCCCCCGAGGCUCCAGAGAAGACACGUGGAUAUCGGGGACCUGGCUCCCUGCGAUACCCAGCGCUUCAUUAAAGCUCUCCAGUCACCAGCACAAGGAAUACAGGUGGACUUUGAUGAUGGGAACUGCCCCACAUAUUAUAACCAGGUCAAAGGCAUUUAUAAUGUUUUUAAGGCGGUUCACAACCACUUCCCCAGUGUUCCGCACAUCUCUCGGGCUCCAGUGCUGAUGCUUCGUCCUCGCGCCUGGAACAUAGUGGAGCACAACCUGAUGGUGGAGGGGAAGGAAGCUCCUGGUCCUCUCUUUGACUUUGGACUCCUCAUGUUUCACUGUGGGAAGACACUUUUUGAAAACAAGAGUGGACCCUUUUUCUACCUUUCAAAAGUGGAGAGCUUCAUGGAGGCCAGACUGUGGAACAACAUAUUUGUUUGGACACAACACAAGUUGGGCCUUCCACUGGGCAGCAUCAAGGCGACGGUGCUGAUUGAAAAUGUAUUAGCAGCAUUUGAAAUGGAGGAGAUUCUCUACGAGCUGCGGGAGCAUUCAGCAGGACUCAACUGUGGCAUCUGGGAUUAUUCAGCCUCCUUCGUCAAUAAGUUUGGUCACCGCCAGGCCUUCCUGCUGCCGGACCGCAGUAAAUAUGUGAACAUGGAGAAGCGUUUUCUACGCAGCUACAUGGACCUGCUGGUUCAGACGUGUCACCGGAGAGGGGCCCUGGCCACAGGAGGCAUGGCAGCCCUGCUGCUGCCUCAGGAGCCAAUCAGUGACUCCCACAGGACAGUGUUGGCUACUGUGACCAGACUGAAGUUGCUGGAGAUCAACGCAGGUGUGGAUGGUUUCAUGGUUUAUGAUCUGAGCUUGAUUAAGCCCAUGCAGAAACUCUUCAAGCUCCACACUGAAGGUGAUAACCAGCUUCACCAGCUUCGAAAUGAUGUCACUGUGACUCCUGAUGACCUGCUGUCCAUGCCUUCAGGAGGAGUCACCCUUUAUGGUUUGAAGUACAACAUCGCAGUUGGUGUCCUCUUUAUUAAUGCUUGGCUCUCAGCUAAAGGACACUUUUUCUACAGAGGACAGGUGGAAGAUUCAGCCACAGCAGAGAUUUCCAGAUCACAGGUGUGGCAGUGGAUCCGUCAUCAGACUAAGCUGGAAGACGACAGCAGGAUGGUGAGCAGGUGGCUGGUGACUGACCUCACCAAGAAGGUGAUGAUGGAGCUCAUGGUGCACUGUCACUCUGUCCGGGCUAAACAGAGGUUACAAACCGCAGCGGACAUGUUCCUGGAGGUGGUCCUAAAGAGGGAUUUCCCAGAGUUCAUUACCACCUACUUGAAUCAGGACCACACCUUUCUCAGCUCACAGAGCACUGAACAGGUGGAUGCUGUGGACACAGACAUGCCCCUGUCCAAACUGUGAGCUGCAACACUGCUUCCUGUUCUCACCUCAACACUAUCUUUACAUAGAAACACACUUUGAAGACUUAAAAAAUUGCUAUGGACAUUAUUUGUUAGCUAUUUUAUAGCCAUAAUCAGUCAGUUAAAGAAAAGAUCAAAUGAUAUUGAAAAUAGUAAUUACUGGCAAAAUGUCGUUCAACAGCUUAAAUGGUAACAGAUUAAAGUAUCAUGAUAGGGUAUAAAAGGGCGUCCUCAAAAGGCUUAGUUGUUGUGUGAAAAACUGUAUGGACAAAUAGUCCAACAGUUUCAAACAACUUUUCUCAAUACACAUUUACAAAUAAUUUAAGAUAUCACCAUCUACAAUCUGUAAUAUCAUCACAAAGAGAAAGGAGGAGAAAACUGCAUGUACGGGGUAAAGCUUAAAAACAAUAUUGAAUGCCCGUGACCUUUGACCCCCUCGGACUGUACCGCAUUAAAAACCAGGAUGAUUGUAUUAAGUAUUUUACAUGGGCUUAGGAACCCUUCGGAAAAAUAAUUGUCAGUAUAAUAGUUUGGACAAUCCCAGUAUACAGGUUUUGGAGCAACAUAUGCUGCCAUCCAGAUGUUUUUAAGUGACAUCUCUGCUUAAUCCAGCAAGACAAUGCCUAACCCCACUCUGCAUUUGUUACAACAGAGUGGCUCCAUAGUAAAAGAGUGCAGGUACUAGACUGACCUGUCUAAAAAAAUGUGUGGUGCAUUAUGAAGCACAAAACAAGAUAACCAAGAUCCUGGUCUGCCAAGCAACUUCAGUGAUAUAUAUCAAGCCAGAACUCACUUUCAAAACUUCAGUUAUUAGUGUCCUCAUUUCCCAAAUGCUUACUGAGUGUUGUUAAAAGGACAGGUGAUGUAAAAAAGUGGUAAAUAUGCUCCUGUCUCAGAUUUUUUGGAAUGUGUUACAGGCAUCAAAUUCAUAAUGAAUGUAUAUUUAUGAAACAAAAACAACAA
Messenger RNA from Plectropomus leopardus (leopard coralgrouper), 3100 nucleotides. The record is from RefSeq and is a predicted model, not a curated record. Lineage: Eukaryota; Metazoa; Chordata; Actinopteri; Perciformes; Serranidae.